Heterocephalus glaber (naked mole-rat) is the source of this 6525-nucleotide messenger RNA. NCBI's taxonomy places the organism in Eukaryota, Metazoa, Chordata, Mammalia, Rodentia, Bathyergidae. The record is from RefSeq and is a predicted model, not a curated record.
GGCGGCGCCGCUGCUGAUGUGGCGGAGGGUGGGAGGCAGCCGCGGCUCCCGGAUGGAGAGAGGCUGCCAAUGCUGGAGAGGGUGGUCCAGGGUGGGGGUCCAAGAACAGGUCCCCAGUGAGCCAAAGCCGGGGAGACAGGGUCUCAGGCAUAGGCCAUCUCUUGCCAAACCUCAGGAAACGGAUCCUCGGCACAAGACACCCCCUCGCCCAUCAAAAACAGGGGUACAGAGAUUCUAGGUACAACUCCCAGGCAAGGUUUCGGGGACCGGGUGCGGGACACAGCCCCAAUAUGAAGCCAAGGCCUCCAGGAGGCAGUUCCAGACACAGUCCCUCUCCCUCCCUACUGGGAGACAGGGAAAUCUCAGCACAACAACGCCCGAGGUAGGGUCUUGAGAAUGGGGUCCCUCUGAACAGCUCAGCUUCCCCACCAAGCCUAGGCCUGGAGGGACUCCAAGCACUGCCUGCCCCUAGGCCUCAGAGGCGUCAUGGGUACAGCCUCCUUCCAGUCCCUGGGCGGUGUCCCAGGCACAUCCCCUUCUCCCUCUGCCUGGGACCCCACCCUGUCCCAGCCUGAAUAAAAUGAGGAAAAUUUUAGGAGCCCUCCUCCCAGGGCACAGGUCCUCCAAGCCACCCCUUUUGUCCCUAGGUCUGCCCAGCUAUCCAAGAGAGGCCCUGCCCAUAGACAAUGCACAGCUUUCCCUACCCGACCCGGCCCCCCAGGCUCCAGGAUUCAGGCUGGGCUGGGGGCAGAUCCCCAGGGACCCGGUGCAACCCUGUCUGUCUGCAGCAUCUGUGGUGGUGACAGGCGGCUUUGUGUGUGGUACCUAGAGGGAAGGGUGGAAGCAACAGACAGGGAGGUGGCUAGGAGUGUGACCCCAUGUUUGUGUGACUGUGGCUGUAUGUGUGCAUGCACUGCAGCUGGUAACUGAGGGAUCCUGUGUUGUAUGUUUGUGUGCUGUGGUGGUAGGUGGUGGUGUCUGUGUGUGAGCCCAGUAUUCAUGUGAUUAUGUAUGUGUGAAAGAUGACUGCUCACUGUGUGUGCAGACCCUCCACAUUUUAGUCUGUCUGUAUUUGGGUGGGUGCAUGGUUGUGACUGUGGGAUUUUGUCUAUGGUUAUGUCUUUUGUGACCCCGUGUUUGUGUGCCUUGGUAUAUGACAGUGUGUGUGCUGAGUCUGGGGACAGGCAUGUAUGUGACUGACUGAAGGUGUGGGUGGAGUUGUGACGAUAAGUGGAGUUGUGUCUAUGGCUCCAUGUCCAUGUGUGACACUCCUAGUGACUGUGAGAAUGUUGUGGUUGUGUCUGAGUUGAUUUUGUAUAUAUGUGUGUGACACAGUACUGUGUAGCUCUGGGUAUGUGACUGCCACCGUAUCUGAAGUCACAUUGUGCCUGUGUGACUGGAAUUGUAUGAUGGCAGUGUGUGUGGCAGUGGUUGUAUAUUUUCAGCUGCGCGUGACUGGGACUGUAUAAAUGAUGUCUAGCUGUGUGUGUAAUUGUGAGUGACUGUAUAUGUACACCCUUGUAUGUGUGACUUGGGCCAUGAAUUUGUGUUUUUUGAGGGGGAUUAUGGAUUUGACUCGGUGUCUGCGCUUGGCUAUUUUGACUCAAGCUAUGGAUGUGUUUAUGUACAUGUGUGUGUGUGACUGUGGGUAUUUUCCUGUGCAUGUGUGACCCAUGUACCUGUGAUCCUGGGUGGCUGUGUAUGUCUGUGUACUAGUCUGUGUAUGUGUGCAUGCUAGACCAUGUGUGUUUGAGUCUGUGAAUUGAUGAGCUGGCUGGACCCCGACUGCACCUGGCUCUGUCAGAGACCAUGACUUCUGUGUCAAAUGGCAAUAAAUGCUAUGUCUAGGUCACUGAAUUUCUGUCCAUACACCUGACUAUGUACUUGUAAUGUGGGAAACGGGAACUGUACGUAUGUCUCUGUGUGUGAGAUAUUAUGUAUAUAGGUGGGCUAUGACUUUACACAUAGGGCCACACAUACUUGCCAAUGUGACUUGUGUGUUUGAAGGAAGAAAGAGUUAUGUUUUUGUGAUGGUGUGACAUGGUACAGCUGUGUAUGGGACACUGAGAUGGCUGGGUAACGUGGACACUGAUGCUGUGUGCCUGUGCAUACAUGUACGACCAUUUUGGGGAUGUACUCGGCUGGGUCUGAGGGUGGCCAUGCUUGGGGUUGUCUCUGGGUGGGUGUAUGCUGUGCCUUGCAUAUGUAUGCCCGUCUUGUGUCUUGCGUGGGCCAAGGCCGUCAGUAUGUCUGCGUGUGGUUGUGUACAGCGUCAUACAAGUGUGACCAUCACAGAGCACUCUGUAACAGAUAUGGUCACCAGAUGUGAGCAGCUAACACUGGACAUGUGUGACUGUGUGACAGUGUGCGACCAUACAAGGUGUGUUGGUGAGACUGAUACAGCUGAUGUUGACUGUCGAUGUGUGGCAGUGGCUGUGUGUGGCUGUGUGGGCUCUGAAAGACCAAAUCUUCAUCAGUCCGUUUAUGUGCAUCCAGAUGUCAGUGUGCAGCACUGGAAAUGUGUGUGACAAGUGUAUGUAGCUGUGACUAUGUCAGUGUGAGAGUGGGUGCUUACAGGUGGCCAAAUGGGUGAACCCAGAUGGGGUGUGAUUCUUUUGGGGGUGGAGGGGCUGUAACAUGGGUUUCUUGGGUGGCACCCGAGGAAACACAACUGUCACUGGGUGCGGUUGUACCUGUGAGUCCUUGUGGGUGUGCCUGAGCCCAGCACUUUGUAUGUGGCUGAGAAAAUAGGAGUAACCAAGUAUCAGUCCCUGGCUGACCAGGUAUUUGUGGAGGGGCCUAGGCAGGCUGGGGAGUCCAUAUGUAUGUGGACGAAAGUCUGUGGUAGAGCUAUGUGUGUCUGAGAACAUGAACAUGUGGCCAAGCUGUCUGUGGCCCUGACUAUUUCUGUGUCUCUGUGUGACCUGAAGCCUGGAGCUGUCAUGUGUCUGUGUAACUAAGUGUGCAUAGCUAUAACCCAGUGUUAAGGACAACUGUAGACAUGCAUUGGCUACAUAUGUGUGACUAUGUUUGUGUGUAGUCCUGGGCAUGUAUCCAGAGGGCAGAGCCACUCCCCUCACGCCAUCCAUCCCCUUAGGUAUUGAGGGCCUCCUGAGGCCAGCACAUCUCCAACAAUGCCUACCCCCUAAACACAUCUACUCUUCCUGGACCCUCAGAACAAGGUAGCUGGUCUCCCUGGUAACAGCUGCUAUGACAACCAGGGCUCUCACCAGGCAGUCUGAAAUGGAGGGGGUUGGCUGAAGUCCAAGGGCGGACCCAGGAGGCCUGAACAGUGUUUGCCCCCAGCCCCCUGUGGGGCCCCGGGGCCCCCUGAAACCUUCAGGACGGAGUCAGAGUCUCCAUCUGCCAUCAGUGCCUCCAGCCCUGGGUGUCCCCUCACCCUCCUUCUGGAACUUUCAGGACAGCUUAUAAGCCACUGAACACUCUCCUUAGGGCUGGCCACUUCCACUCUCAUCGCGCUCACGCGUGCGCGCACACACACAGUCCAACUGCCGCAGGCACAGAGAGGGGCUGUGUCUCCGAGCUACUAAGACAAGACACCCCCUCUCCCCCACACACAGAGCAGGCUCCUGACUUGACCCCUGGACUCUCCGAGGCCCCUAAUCCCACCCUUCCCACACCCAGCUCCUACACCCUGAGACCCAUGCAGCUCCCAGUCCUGGGCCCUCUGAGCACCCCUUCCCCUGGCCCUCAUACCCUUGGGGCCCUGACCCUUGUGGCCUCUAAUCGUGAAUCCACCAGCAUCUUGACUUCCCAGCCUUUGGAUGUUCUUGCUUCUUGUUGGUCACAGCCCCAGCUGCUAAGCCCCUAAAGCCUUCGACCCAUGAUCUCCUCACCUCCGGGCUCCUUACCCCGUGUUCCUGAAUCCCUGCUGCACAACCCUGCAAUCCUGUGCUUUCCCCAUGUGCCCUGAAUGCCCCGUCCUCGACCAGCGACCCCUCCUCCUAGAACCUCAUUCCCAUGCUAUCCAGCCCUAUACUCCUUGAGCUCCAAAACUUCUGACCUCCAGUCCUGACCUUGACCGACACUGCUGCCCUGUGUCACUAGACGGGGCGGGCACCAUGAACAAGUUACGGCAGAGCCUGCGGCGGAGGAAACCAGCCUAUGUGCCCGAGGCAUCGCGUCCACACCAGUGGCAGGCAGACGAGGACGCUGUGCGCAAGGGCACGUGCAGCUUCCCGGUCAGGUACCUGGGUCACGUGGAGGUGGAGGAGUCCCGGGGGAUGCACGUGUGUGAAGAUGCCGUGAAGAAGCUGAAGGCAAUGGGCCGGAAGUCUGUGAAGUCCAUCCUGUGGGUGUCUGCUGAUGGGCUCCGAGUGGUGGAUGACAAGACCAAGGAUCUGCUGGUGGAUCAGACCAUCGAGAAGGUCUCCUUCUGUGCACCUGACCGCAACCUGGACAAAGCUUUCUCCUACAUAUGUCGGGAUGGCACCACGCGCCGCUGGAUCUGCCACUGUUUCCUGGCCCUCAAGGACUCUGGGGAGAGGCUGAGCCAUGCUGUGGGCUGUGCCUUCGCCGCCUGUCUGGAGCGGAAGCAGCGCCGGGAGAAGGAGUGCGGAGUCACUGCCGCCUUUGACGCCAGCCGCACCAGCUUCGCCCGCGAGGGCUCCUUCCGCCUGUCGGGGGGCGGACGGCCUGCGGAGCGCGAGGCCGCAGACAAGAAGAAAGCAGAGGCAGCAGCUGCUCCCACUGUGGCUCCCGGCCCUGCCCAACCUGGGCAUGUGUCCCCAACACCAGCUACCACAUCCCCUGGUGAAAAGGGCGAGGCAGGCAUCCCAGUAGCUGCAGGCACUACUGCUGCUGCCAUCCCCCGGCGCCAUGCCCCUCUGGAGCAGCUGGUUCGCCAAGGCUCCUUUCGAGGGUUCCCAGCGCUCAGCCAGAAGAACUCACCUUUCAAACGGCAGCUGAGCCUACGGCUGAAUGAGCUGCCUUCUACGCUGCAGCGCCGCACUGACUUCCAGGUGAAGGGCACAGUGCCGGAGAUGGAGCCUCCUGGUGCCAGUGACAGUGAUGGCAUCAAUGCCCUGUGCACGCAGAUCAGCUCAUCCUUUGCCAGUGCCGGAGCACCAGCAUCAGGGCCACCACCUGCCACAACAGGGACUUCUGCUUGGGGUGAACCCUCUGUACCCCCUGCAGCUGCCUUCCAGCCUGGGCACAAGCGGACACCCUCGGAGGCUGAGCGGUGGCUGGAGGAGGUGUCCCAGGUGGCCAAGGCCCAGCAGCAGCAGCAGCAACAACAGCAGCAAGCAGCCUCAGUGCCCACCAUGCCACCUACCCUGCAGCCCUUCCCUGCCCCCAUGGGGCCCUUUGACACAGCACCUGCCCAGGUGGCCAUGUUCCUGCCACCCUCACACAUGCAGCCCCCAUUUGUGCCCGCCUACCCGGGCCUGGGCUACCCCCCAAUGCCCCGGGUGCCCGUGGUGGGCAUCACUCCCUCGCAGAUGGUGGCCAACGCCUUCUGCUCCGCUGCCCAGCUCCAGCCCCAGCCCUCCACUCUGCUGGGGAAAGCUGGGGCCUUCCCACCUCCUGCCAUGCCCAGUGCCCCUGGGGGCCAGGCCCAUCCUCGCCCCAAUGGGGCCCCCUGGCCCCCAGAGCCAGUGCCCACGCCUGCCCCCGCCCCUGAGUUGGACCCCUUUGAGGCCCAGUGGGCAGCAUUAGAAGGCAAACCCACUGUGGAGAAGCCCUCCAACCCCUUCUCUGACGACUUGCAGAAGACUUUCGAGAUUGAACUGUAGCCCGAGCUGCUCGGCCCACCCUGUCAUCCCCAGGUUCGACACACCUUGGAGUGGAGGCACAACCUCUCCCCUCAUCCGGCUCCUUCAACAUCCCCCUAAGCCCUUCUCUUCACCAGCCCCAUAACCACUACAGAAGCAGGGUUGUGAUGCCCAGGUGUGGUGGGAUGGCAUUUGGGGAUGGGCCCAGCCUGGCUAGGGAGCCAUUUCACGGCUGGACUCAGGCUGGUGACACCCUGCCUCCACCCCCAGGGGCCGUUCCAUGGCUGAGGCUCCAUGGAAUGCCCUCCGUCCAUGCUCCCUUUCCCAGUUUCUGUCGACCUUCCACCUUCUGGUGUUGGGCAGGAUGGAGAGGGGACACCCACUUAGGGGCUCUCCUGGGCCCCACGUGAGUGCCCAGCCAAGUCCAGGGUCUCCUCCUCACAUACACAGCACAAGCUAAGGGCUCCUCCCUGCCCACACGCAUUCACUGCCAAUGCUCUACUCUCCCUGCCACCCGCCCCCUCUUCGGGGCCUGGGUCUUCUGGGGGCCGAGGUCUCAUGGGGGCAGGGGCCAAGUUGGAGGCCUAGGAGAUGGGGGAGGGGGAAGGGAAAAGAUGCUCAGUUACCUCACAUCAGUGCCCGCUGGGAGGUGGUCCCGGAAGAGGGGAAGGGGUACCUGGCGGGUACUUUUCUAUCUUUUAUUUCCAGAUUUUUUUUUUGUAUCUAAACUUGUGCAGAUUUGUAUUAUACAAGGACAGCCAAUAAAGGAAGACUAUAAUGGUGCCCCUCA